This is a messenger RNA of Fimicolochytrium jonesii, 1846 nucleotides long. RefSeq lists its product as uncharacterized. The record is from RefSeq and is a predicted model, not a curated record. The transcript has 4 exons. Lineage: Eukaryota; Fungi; Chytridiomycota; Chytridiomycetes; Spizellomycetales; Powellomycetaceae. The coding region runs from base 363 to 1619 and encodes 418 amino acids. Gene Ontology annotation, cellular component: intracellular membrane-bounded organelle; Golgi membrane. Gene Ontology annotation, molecular function: pyrimidine nucleotide-sugar transmembrane transporter activity. Gene Ontology annotation, biological process: pyrimidine nucleotide-sugar transmembrane transport.
UGACCUUGCUGCAUUCCCGUGGCCAAGCUCCCUGCCUUCUUCCAUUCCAUACUCCAAACUCCCAACUCCCACGACCGCACAAUACUCCUUCUCACGCCCGCUCUACGUCUCAUAAGAAUUUGAUAUCGUGCAAGUCUGUACUCUGUUCGCAAUUCUAUCGCGAGGAGACCUCCGUCAGCUUUCGCAUUUUGACCUAGUGAAUAGGCUCGUCUCUGUUGACGCCGCAUAAGGUUCCAAAACUAUCCAAGUCCAAGUUUUCGCCUGCCCUUUGUUCCCACGCGAACCUGUCAGGGGCAAAGCAGUCGAGCACAGCACCCUCCCACACAAAUUCCCACGGAAUACCAUCCCGCCUCUACACAGCCAUGAAACCAAUAUUCGUCCUCGUCCUGGUGGUGGGCAUGCUGUUGACCGGCACUGUCAAUACAAUCCUCAACAAACUCCAAGACAACACCUGCGUGGAGAACUGCGAUGACCCGGAUCCGAAAAGGCGACACCUGUUCGAACAGCCGCUAUGGCAGACAGUGAACAUGUUCUUGGGUGAAUCUCUCUGCCUUAUUGUCUACUACGUGGGAGUGUGGAGGGAGAACAAGCGGAUCGCGAGGGAGGCCGAAGCGGCAGCUGCUGGAGCGGCCGGGGUUGCAGUGGUCCACCCCGAUUCCCCCGGCGUCGCGACAGCCGACGACGUCGCAGGCGAAGAGACAUCCCCCCUCAUCCCCCCAACAUUCGUCGCGCACACACCUCAGCCCAUGACAGGCUACUACAAUUUCCUUCUCUGGCUCCCCACGCUCUGCGACAUGAUCGCAACAACCCUCAUGAACGUUGGUCUGAUCCACAUCUCCGCCUCCGUGUACCAAAUGCUCCGCGGCUCCGUCGUCCUCUUCACGGGCACCCUCUCCGUCCUCUUUCUCAACCGCCGCCACCCGCUUUACCGAUGGUUCGCCCUCGUCAUGGUCUUCCUCGGCGUCGCCACCGUCGGGAUGAGCAGCAUCGUCGAGCACGCAUCAUCCCCACCCCCAGCUGACUCCCACAACGACGCGGAGCAUCCAUACCUUAUGGGCACAAAACCAAGCACAUGGUCCAUCAUCGGCGUCCUCCUCGUCAUCCUCGCCCAAACCUUCACCGCCCUCCAAUUCGUCAUCGAGGAAAAAAUCAUGUCCCACUUCCACCUCCCCGCCAUGAAAGCCGUCGGGCUCGAGGGAAUCUUCGGGCUCAUCACCACGGGCACACUCAUGCCCGUCCUGUAUUUCACUGUGGGAAAGGACACGGGCAACUUUUUUGACUUGCCGGUGGGGUUUAGCCAGUUGUUUGGGUUCAGUCAGGUUUUCUGGGCGGGUGUGGGGAUCACGUUUUCGAUUGCGAGUUUCAAUUGGUUUGGGUUGAGUGUUACGAGGAGUAUCAGCGCGACUAGUCGGAGUACGAUCGAUACUUGCAGAACACUCUUCAUCUGGAUAAUAUCCCUCUCCCUCGGCUGGGAACACUUCCGAUGGCUCCAAGUUCUUGGAUUCGUCAUUCUCAUCUACGGAACAUUCCUCUUCAACGACGUUGUCUCCCCACCACCCUUCGCGGGGUGCCGGCGGCCGCCUGUGCCGCAGGAGGAUUUGACGGAGGAGGUUGUGUGAGAGAAGUGUGCACGUUCCUAGUCCGUUUGACGCUUCUCAGCGUUCUCAAAACCUCAUAUCUCGACCCCCGGACGGAACAACUUGAUGGCUUAUAGCUCUGUGUCCCUUAGGGAAGUGUUCGUAGUGCUCUCGCAAUCGCUUUAGGACAGAACCUCCUACGACUCCCCCUAUCGUUUGUAUUUAAAAUAUGCCCCGUUCCCAAUAUACUGUACGGUAUGGCAGCAGCG